AUGCCCCCUACAAAGAAGGGCCGGCCCCCGCAGCUCACUCUCGAGCUCAGCGCCGUCAAGCGGCCAGGACAGAGCAAUACCAUCAUUGAGCUCGAGACACCCGUUGAGUUCCCCGUCGACCUCGAUGACGAGGAUUUGCUCCAGCUUUCGCCACCGUCCUCUGGCUCCUCAGACUCUCCCGUCAACUAUCCUCCUCAUCUAGAGGUGGACCCGGAUGCAAAUUCGGAUGACAUUUCCAAGGAUUUUGAGGCACUGGAACGCUUGCGCCGGAGCGUCCGCCAAAACCUCCGUCUACGACCCCUCCGUUCAGCCUCGUCGUCCGUGCGUAGUUCCGCGUCGUCGUCUUUGCAUACGAAGCUGUCCUCGCCUCCCUACACUCCUUGGUCGGAUGCGUCCGAGCGUCGAUCCCCCAGCCCUACCGAUAGCAUAAGCCCCGCGAGUGUCUAUUUUACCCCCAUCUCCGAGCUUCGAGCUACUCCUUUGAGUGCAUUCCACGUAGAUGGUGACAGAUGGAGGCUCUCCGCUAUUGAGGCGUCUCAUUCGCAACCUUUACAAGGACUUGAUCCUGCUGUGCUUGUUGCUCGUCUCUCCGCCCCAGCUCGCCCUUUGCUGAUUGACACACGACAAGUUGGGUCAUAUUUGGCGAGUCGCUUGGAAAGAAGUAUCAACAUGGCCAUUCCAUCCCUCAUCUUGAAGAGAUGUCGCAAACCUAAUGGCGGAUUUCAGGAUUUAGACGCCCUGCGCCAGUACAUCACGACGGAAGAUGGAAAACAUAUUUGGGAUGACAUGCUUAGCAGUGGGGAUUGGGAUGGUGACGUGAUUGUAUACGAUGAAAUUAUGGACCCGAAAGACAGAUCAAACACACAGGUGACGGCAUGGGCCUUAUUACCCGUCGUCCACCCCCUCCUAGAUCAUGGCGGUGCAGACUAUCUCGAGGGCGGUUUCGCGGCCGCACGGCGGCAUCCAUACUUGAAGCAAUUGAUCGUUUCAGAUGAAAUGCCAGACAACAUGUCCCGGGAGGACGACUCUGUUCAAAAUAAAAAGACCGGCGGGCUGUUCCAGCUCGAUAUAACCUCAGCAGGUCGUCCAAGGAACUUACCCGAGGUAGAACAUCCCCUCGUCUCUCCAGCACCUAUCAUGCCGUCCGCAAUUCAUUCAUGGCACGUUAGUGGUGAUUAUGCUACUCCCUCUCCUCCUCCAUCUCAGACGGGAUUUUCUCGUCCUCCCCCGCCACGGAGACCAAGUAUUCCAACACUCGGACGAAUUGAUACCUCCUCUACGGAACGUCUAAACGCUGGAAUGCCUAAACUGCAAGUCCGCACGGCACCAACGAAGGCGGCCGCACUCUCUGCACCCCUUUUGCACACUAGUAAUUCUUCCUCACUUCACCCUCCACCAUCCUCAUCUCAUCUCUCCCUGAAUUUCCCAAACUAUUCACCACCAGGUUCUGUGGGUCUACUGUCUCCUGGUCUAAAGUCUCCAAGCGACUUUUAUCCUCCACCCUCUCCAUCUGUUGCGAAUUACAGCAUGCCGCACACUCCGACUACGCCAAUGCCUCGCUCAUCAUCAACUGCGCGCCCUGAUUCAUCACAACCGCCUACAACCGAAGAGGACCCGUACCCCAUAUUUACCGUCUCCACUAUACUCCCGAAUUUCCUGUUUCUAGGUCCUGAACUCACCGCGGAUGAACAUGUCGAGGAGCUUCUAUCGCUAGGCGUUAAGAGAAUCUUGAAUCUUGCUGCUGAAUGUGAUGACGACCAUGGAUUGUGUCUCCGCGAGAAGUUCGAGCGAUACGUCCGAAUACCUAUGCGAGAUACUGUCGAAGAGGAUAAUAUUACGCGGGGGGUCCGGGAUGUCUGUGACUUACUAGGUAUCUGCAAGUUAUUCCCAUGUGGCUCCAUAUCUUACCUGAUAUCGUUCGCAGAUGAUGCGCGCCUGCACUCGGCUCCAACAUACGUCCACUGUAAAGCGGGAAAGUCACGCUCUGUGACAGCCGUUAUGGCAUAUCUCAUACAUGCCAAUCACUGGACACUGUCGAAAGCGUAUGCAUUUGUCCUUGAGCGACGGAAAGGCAUAUCGCCCAACAUUGGCUUUGUCUCUGAGCUCAUGUCAUUCGAGGAGCAGGAGCUAGGCGGUAAGUCUGUAGGGGUUGUAAAAUCCGCGCCGGGCGGCGACCAGGAGAGCGAGGAAGGCGUCUCUGCGGGGUCUAAUAGCGGCUCCAACUAUCAGGUGGCUGCGCGAGGGAGACGCCCUCAGCAUUCCCGGGAAAGUCUUCCGCCCCUGCUGACGCGAGAACAUUCUUUCAACAUUGUUUCUGCGCCGACCGCGGAGGACACUGCCGCACUAGGCGAUUUUGGGCAGGAAAUGGAGAUCAAAGACGCGACAGGUCGUUACCGGCAUGUUCGCAGGGCACCGGUCGAUGAAGCGACGUUACAGCCUAUGCGACGUGUCAGCAAAGCGGGAUUGGAGAGUUCUGCAUAUGCAUAG
Fibroporia radiculosa is the source of this 2487-nucleotide messenger RNA. RefSeq lists its product as uncharacterized. Bases 1 to 2487 code for a protein of 828 amino acids. The record is from RefSeq and is a predicted model, not a curated record. Gene Ontology annotation, molecular function: MAP kinase tyrosine/serine/threonine phosphatase activity; protein tyrosine/threonine phosphatase activity. NCBI's taxonomy places the organism in Eukaryota, Fungi, Basidiomycota, Agaricomycetes, Polyporales, Fibroporiaceae. The transcript has a single exon. Gene Ontology annotation, biological process: negative regulation of MAPK cascade; protein dephosphorylation. Gene Ontology annotation, cellular component: cytoplasm.